AUGCCAAAAAAUGAAGGCAAAAAGAAGAGAAAACAUUUAGAUGAAGGAGAGAAGAAGGAGGAAGAAAAGAAUGGUGGUGAUGAUGUCCAGGAGAAGCCAGGUAAAGCUGAGAAACCAAGAAAGAACCGGUUCUUAGCACGCCUGCAGAAAACCUGGGCAAGGAUUGCUGGGCAUAGGAGGAGAAGAACUUCCAUCCAAGAAAAGAGAAGUUUUGAAGAACUCCCAGGACCCAGCCAAAUCAUUAUUGUGGACAGCACAGUUGACAUUCCACCAAAAGAGAAGGAAAAGAUGGACCAAACGGAGGUAAAUCAGAUCAUCAUGGCUGAUUACAAGGAGACAGAACUGGUGACAGACAAUUUAGUGGAACAGGAAAUGCUAGCAGAAUACCAUCAGAUUCAUGACCUGAUCCACAACAUGGAAGAACUCUACAUCCAGUACUAUGGUGGACAGGAUAAAGAACAACAAUAUGAAGCUGAAAUGCUAGCGGAAUACCAUCAGAUUCAUGACCUGAUCCACAGGAUGGAAGAUCUGUACGUCCAGUACUAUGGUGGACAGGAUGGAGAAGAACUGCAAAAUGAGGAUGGAAAUAACAAGAAAGAUGGAGAGGAGGGACAGGAGAAUGCACAGAGAGACAAGAAAAGCCAAAAAAGCCUGUUCUUAAACCGCCUACAGAAAUCAUGGGCGAGGAUUGCUGGGUUUAAAUGGAAGAGGACAAGUCCCAUCAAAGAACAAAGUCCUUGUGAAAUCCUAGGACCCAGUCACAUCAGAGCCAAAGUGUCAACUAAAGGGAAGAAAAAGGAGGACGAUAAAGGGGAAAAUAAAAGCAUGAAGGUCAGUGAUAAGAGAAAAGAUGAUGGAUCUGAAAAGUCAAGCAAUAAUAGCAGCUCUCUAGAACGGGAGAAACCUGAGGAGCUCAGCAGAUCUACCAAAACAUCUCAGAGCAGCAGUAGCCAUCAACAGAAAACUGGCAACUGUCUGGAGGAACCUGACCAGUCUGGCAAGAAAACACCUGCCACAGUACCCCUUUCAUUACAGUCCUUCACUUUCCAUCAGAAACUGGGAGCAGGAAGCUUUGGUCAAGUCUACUUGGCAAGAGAUGUCAUCCGCCAGGAAUGUGUUGCCAUUAAAGUGGCGGAUAAACAGGAUUUUACGGAGCGUGGAUACAGUUUGGUAGAACGCCAUAUCCUACAACUAUCCCACCAGAGUCCUUAUCUAAUUCAUGGCCUGGCCGCCUUCCACACCCGAAACUUUGUCUAUUAUGUAAUGGAAUUGGCCACCAGAGGGGACCUAUUUGUUUUUAUGAGAAAGAUCUUUCCUCUUGAUACUGCCACCAUACGAUUCAUCUUGGCAGAAGUGGUCUGUGGCACAGAGUUCCUGCACAACAAAGACAUUCUACACAGGGACCUAAAGCCACUAAACAUCCUUCUGACAGUAGACGGCCAUGUCAAAAUAACAGACUUUGGCAUGGCAGCAAUGGGUGUGCAUCAGGGUCCCUCAAAGAGGUGCAUAGGUACACCAGGAUUCGCAGCCCCAGAACUGGUGAACGGCCACUCACAUGGACGAGGGGUAGAUUAUUUUCCAAUUGGCGUGAUUCUGUACAAACUCUACACAAGAAAGGCUCCUUUUCCUGGAAAACAUCAAAUAGAAAUUGAGCAUUCUGUCCUCAACUGUCCUCCAGUCUCCCGAGAGUCUCUGACUCCUGAAGUAAACAACCUCUUACAAGGGCUGCUGUGUAAAAAUCAGUUCCAGCGGCUAGGAGUGAAGGGAGACAUAAAAAAACCAUCCAUUUCUUGCAGACAUCAGUUGGGAAGAUGUAGAAGCCAGAAGAAUGGCACCACCAGCGACCAUGAUGGCAGCUCCUAUUGA
Molecule: messenger RNA, 1866 nt
Organism: Bufo bufo (common toad)
Lineage: Eukaryota; Metazoa; Chordata; Amphibia; Anura; Bufonidae
Product: protein kinase C delta type-like
Exons: 3
Coding region: 1-1866 (621 amino acids)
Biological process (GO): protein phosphorylation
Molecular function (GO): ATP binding; protein kinase activity
Source: RefSeq, a predicted model, not a curated record